Pecten maximus is the source of this 1227-nucleotide messenger RNA. RefSeq names its product metaxin-2-like. Lineage: Eukaryota; Metazoa; Mollusca; Bivalvia; Pectinida; Pectinidae. Gene Ontology annotation, biological process: mitochondrion organization. The transcript is spliced from 9 exons. Gene Ontology annotation, cellular component: SAM complex. The record is from RefSeq and is a predicted model, not a curated record. Bases 58 to 843 code for a protein of 261 amino acids.
UGUUCCGAAUAAAUAGCUUCCGAUGUGGGACAUAACAACCUUGUAAGAAGAAAGAAGAUGUCAUCCUUGGUGUCUGAAGCUAUACAGACAGAACUUGGUGCCAUUGAACGGUGGCCAGAUGAUGUGCAGUUUUUUCAGCAAUACCAAGCUGAACAGAUCACACUCCCUGACCACGCUGCCUGCCUCAGUGUUAAAACCUUUCUCCAUAUGUGUGGAUUAAACUACAGAGAGGAGCUGCGAACUAAUGCAGAAGAAAUGUCACCAUCAGGGAAAGUGCCAUUUGUAAAAGUUGGGCCAUUUUUGACGUCAGAGUUUGAACCAAUAGUAGCAUUUGUUAAUCAGAGGGGAUUUAGCAUAAGUGAACAUUUGGACGAUGCUCAGAGGUCAGAUAUGAAGGCGUACAUGGCAAUGGUGGAUAACAUACUUGUUAAUGCAGAGCUUUACCUGAGUUGGAUAAUACCCGAUGUUUUAUAUGAGGUAACUAUACCUCGCUAUGGUGUGGCACAGCCUCAGCCAUUAUCCUGGUUACUACCGCGACUAAAACAGCGAGAUGUUAAGACGAGACUGAAUAGUGUUGGCUGGGCAAAGAAGACAUUUGAUGAGGUGUGUGAUGAGGUCGUCACAUGUUGUCAGGCGUUGUCUGACAGACUAGGGACAAAUCCUUAUUUCUUUGGGGAGCGGCCUACAGAAUUGGACAGUCUAGUGUUUGGUCAUCUCUUUACCAUUAUUACAACAGAACUUCCCGAAAUGAGGAUAGCUAACAUUAUAAGGCGAUUUGAGACACUCACAAAUUUUUGUACGAAUGUGGACAAGUUAUAUAGAGACUUUUCUGCAAAUAUUUAAUAGACUUAGUUGGAUUAUCAGUGACCUAUUGAAGGCAUGCUGUGUAUAAAACAUUUGGACUGUGGGCAGUAUAAAGGACGUCCAAAGACAGAUUAUAUUGUUGUUGAUGCAAUGAGGAACCUUGCCAUAACCGUACAGUUCAGCCUUCUAUACAUUAUAUGUCCUACAUGUACAUGUGAGAUAUAUUUUUUACAUUGAAUUAAUAGUUCUGUGACAGUUAUGGGUGUAUUGUGAGCACAUCAUAAAACUUUGUAUGGAAUGACAUAAUAUGUAUCUUACCUGGUACAUCGACAUUACUUUACAUAGAACUGCAAAUUGAUGUGAACUUGAAGUAUGUUUUAAUAUUCAACAGUAAUUGCAAAACAAAUAUUUUGUGCAACGAUA